AUGAGACUCUCAAUUUUCAUCUAUUUUUGCCUGAUUCUCCCAAUUUUCUCCAUCAAUUGGCUCGAAGUUUUGGAAAAGUAAGAUUUUCUAAAAAAAAAAUUUUGAAACAGUAAUUUUUUGCAGUACUUUGGAUGAAAAUGUUGGAGUUUGUGACAAUCUUUAUCGACAUGUUUGCCCCCAAAAUAAAACUGAUGGAUUUUCUCAAGCAAUAAUUCAAGAAUUCAAAAAAGAUUUUGAAACGUACAAAAUCCCCGAAAAUUUUGAGAAAAUCAAAGAAGAAGUCAAAACAUUUAUCGAAACUUUAAGACAUAAUACAACAUUUAAGAAUAGGCCAGUUUCAUAA
Molecule: messenger RNA, 343 nt
Organism: Caenorhabditis angaria
Lineage: Eukaryota; Metazoa; Nematoda; Chromadorea; Rhabditida; Rhabditidae
Source: the annotation of a GenBank genome assembly